AUUUGGCGUCGAGUUAAUGGGCCUCGUUGACCGUGAAGCCCAGCAACUCUUUGCCCAUCAAGCGCAACGAGGGCAGCGGAGGAGACGAGCGAACGCGCAGCCAAACCCUAGCCCCCGCGCGCGACGCCACCACCUCCGCCUCCCGCCAUGGCCGAUUCCCCGCGCAGGAGGUACUCAAGGUCCCCUUCUCCUUACAGGGGGCGCCCAAAAGCAAGGUCAAGAUCACAAUCUCCAGCUCGAUCCCAGUCUAGGUCUCCUUUGCCUGAUCCUAGAUCUCAGGCAAGAUCAAGAUCUAGAAGCCAUGAAAGGGAGGAGUCUGUAAACCGGGGAAAUACUCUGUAUGUGACUGGACUCUCUUCUAGAGUGACUGAAAGGGACAUUAAAGAUUUUUUCUCUAAGGAAGGAAGGGUGGUUGGUUGCCAUGUUGUUCUUGAACCCCAUACACGUGUUUCUCGUGGAUUUGCCUUUGUCACCAUGGACACUGUUGAAGAUGCAGAACGUUGCAUCAAGUAUCUUAACAAUUCUGAAAUGGAAGGCCGAAACAUCACAGUUGAAAAGUCACGCCGUGGUCGCCCAAGGACACCAACUCCUGGAAACUAUCUUGGUCAUCGGUAUGAGCGUAGAGAUCGCGGGAGAUACCGCAGAGGCUAUGGUGGUCGUGAUGAGUAUUAUUAUGGCAAUGGCAACCGCAGGUCUCCACCUCCCAUGUACUCUUCGUACAGGGAGACUCGAGACUACCCUUCAUACAGGGAGACUCGGGACUACCCUCCCUACAGGGACGCCCGAGACUACUCUCCCCACAGGGGUCCCCGGGACUACUAUGAAGGCAGGGGUGGCCGUGGAUACUCCCCCCCUUAUGAUGGUAGGGCGAGAAGGGAGCGAUCGAUUUCACCGUAUCGGAUGCCAGAAAGAGGCUAUGGUGGCCGCCGAGCGGGUGGCGGUGGCUAUGACAGGUAAGGUAUGCUCCCACAUUUCGUGGACACCGGAUAGUCAAAGAUGGAUGACAUGGUGUUGUGAUGGUAGAUUGGUGUAGCUGUACUUGUGGAUUAAUUCCUCCCUGGAUUUUAAGAACUUUUGUAUGAGCACCUUGUUUGUGGCUUGGAAUGACUGUCCUGUGAAAUGAUGUGCAGACAGUAGUUACGUGGCUAUUAUUUGACAUGCCCAUACCUAUAAUUCGAAUCCUUGACAGGUUGCGCUA
Molecule: messenger RNA, 1198 nt
Organism: Phragmites australis (common reed)
Lineage: Eukaryota; Viridiplantae; Streptophyta; Magnoliopsida; Poales; Poaceae
Product: serine/arginine-rich splicing factor SR45a-like
Exons: 7
Coding region: 148-957 (269 amino acids)
Biological process (GO): positive regulation of mRNA splicing, via spliceosome
Cellular component (GO): spliceosomal complex
Molecular function (GO): RNA binding
Source: RefSeq, a predicted model, not a curated record